AUGUUCGUCCCCAAAGCUGCUGCUGCAUCGCGCAACCCUCGGAGACGCCAGAGAACCAGCUCCGAUGACUCCGUCAAGCCACCGAAGGCGAAAAGACAGCGUUCAGUGCUGCGACAAGCCGGCGACUCCCCAUCCACAGGGUUGGACCAUGACCAGCGAGAGAUAGCGGAACCAUUUGUGUCUGUCCCGAUCUCUGAUUACGAAGUGGUCACCGAUCAUAUUGGUGCUGAGUCGCAUCUUCCAAUCCGGAACGCAAAACAGGCUGAAGGGCCUAAUAAUGACCUUGAAGGAACGGUUGUGUUGUCAAGCACAGAUUACUACACUGUGCAGCAGCUUCCAGCAUUGCCAGAUCAAAUUCGAGGCUCACUCUCAGACCCACUGAGAUGUGUUUUCGCACCCAACCACCGCCACGCCCUCGCCUUGACGCCUUCACAUGCAAUCAUCUGGCCCUAUUCUGUGGCUACUUCGACUCCAUCGGCCUCAGAAACGUUCACAGUAUCGAUUCCUGAAGCAUGCAGGGACACAAAUGGUGCGUUGCCUCUCGGUGUUUUGCUGUCCGCUGUCACGGGGGAACAUCCUGGCCUCCUCGUCAUCAUCCCAUCCACAGGCAGAAUUAUAUACUGGGAAACAAUUUCGAGCGCUGCGUCACUGGGUCUGUCUCGGCAGAAACAGAAUGGACUUCAAGGAUUCACGCCAGGCCUGCUCUCCGGUGAAUACGCUACGGAGGUCCUGAACUGUGAGCCGUCAGGGAUCAUCGUCACCUUCUCGUCUGGAAGAGUUGCACAUGUCACUCUCAGAGACCCCCAAGGAAAGCCCUCGAUUCUGGUCAAUUUCCUCAGAAGCUCGAUUACUGGUGGGACAGGUGGGUUCCUAGGUGGAAUUAAGAACGUUUUAGGUGGCGGCUCCUGGAGGAAAGAGGUCACUGCAGUACGGGCAGGCGGGUCACGUCAGCGAGGCCAACGAGAUGUGAUAGUUGCCACUUCCACUGGUCUAGUGGAAAUCUGGGAUACUCAUUGGAACCACGGAAACGCACUGAAGAAAAAAUACGACAUCAGAGAGAACGUCGCAGCAUCGAUUUCUCGGUAUACCGUUGGGCCAGCCGGGGAGCCUGAGCUUAAAAUCAUGGACUUCGCAUUCUCCAACCAGCAGUCUCCAGAUGAAAAUGACUCUCAGGGAUCCGAGGAGUCCUGGCGACUCUUCCUGGUUGUCAGUACUCCCCAGUUGCUAGAGUCCAGAACAUUGUUCAUCGUUCAGCUACUUUUGUCGGGAAGCGGUACCCGUACCUUGUCUACCCAUGCAGUGGACCUCCAUGGCAUCCCCGCUAUGCGGAACGACUUCAAGCCCAAAAUUCUAGUUUCAAAUACGGAGAGGACUGCAUUCAUCCUUAUUGAGCAAUCCCUCGUUAUCCUGUCUCUAGCGAGCGUCGAAGAAACGCCAACCUCCCAACUGCUUCUGGAGUCGCACAGACCCCCUCUGCCUUUUCAGGACACCAUUCAUCUACGAUCAGGCAAUGACUAUGAAAUCCUGGGGUAUGGCUUUGAGGAACGGUUGGAGGAGGAUGAAAGCGGUAUAGCAUGCGUGAUGAUGAUUCGGAAUUUUGGUGUCAUCCGAGUGAAUGUGGUCCCUCAAUCUCCAACCGCAAACGAUAUGGAUGAAGGUCAGAUCACAGCAAAAUACAAGCUUGAGCAGGCGAUAUUCUUCGGAACCAUGGCUCAGAAUCCAUUGAACCUCCUUGGAGAGACUGGCCUCGACUUCCCCGCAACCGAGAUUGAGAAAGCAUCUCUGGAAAUUUGCAAGGAGCUUCUUCGGUCGGAAUCACGGUUUGUUCCUAACUCUGCCAUCUCCAUAGACCAGAACCUCCGGCUCAGGGCAAAAGCGCUCGGCGAUCUUGCGGCAUUACUCCUACGCAAAGGCAAUCCAUUGAGCCGUCCGGCAAGAUGGGAACUGCUAUGGGGAGCAGAAAAGCUUGCUGCACAAAGAGCCAUGUGGAAGCUGGAAGAGACACGUAGAGGCAAAGGCGAUAGCGCCUUUCUUGGCCAUGUCAUUGAGUCUAUGAACGACAAGUUCAAGACACGCCCUGGGCCGUCAUACGGGGAAGACGAUCCCGUGCGUUUGUGGUUCUUAAGAGACACACAUCACAUGGAACAUGUGAUUCCCUGGAUCAAGAAUGCCAUCAAACCCCGUAGGGGUAAUUCUUCCAAGCAGGCACGGAAGCUGUCCGAACAGAUUCUUGAGGCAAGUGAGCUUUUCCUUGCUAUCAUCGAAACAGCUUACCGGUACCGUGACGAGCACGCAUCGUUAUACGGACUGGGCAGUGACUUCGUGGACGGUGGCGUUCUCGCUGAUGGGUAUGAAAACCUUCCCGAGUUCUGGACCUCCAGGGCAGUAGGAUACACUGAAGCGGGACAUCUUCUUGACUGGGAGUUGGACAGCUGUCGGGCUUGGAUCCAGCAGAAGACCUCGAGUGCGGAGGCACCUGAUAGUCAGGUCUUGAAGAAGAUUGCCGAAAACAGCGCUCGCCAUCUCCAGGUCCUCGGCCAGAUGCAUCUUGAGCGAACACGCUGGCUUAGUGCGCAAGGAGAUCCCAAGCUAGCUGACGAAAGUGUCUCAAUUGAACAGGCUCACAUCAAGGAGCGGAAAUGGCAACUCUUCAAGCUCGCGGGCAUCGGGCAUCUUCGAGAUGCGCUUAGCCUAGCCGAGCGAUUCCGGGACAUGGGAGCUCUGGUUGAGCUCAUUAUUGAACUGCAGGAUCAAGUGAAAAACCAGGCAUCCCAAGAUGCUCCGGGAGACGCUCCUGCUAUGGCGGCAAGCGAAGCGGAUGUCGCGCGCAGAGUUUCUCACUAUUUUGACAAAUUCGGCGAACCCUGGGCGGAUGCAUACUUUUCACGGCAGAUUUCAAUGGGCCACCCCGGCGCUUUGCUUUCCAUGCGAAAGUAUCAACCAUCUGUCACUCGAUUCCUUCGGAAAACGCCUACAUAUGCCAAAUUGAGUUGGAUUAACGAUGUGACGGGUGAGGGUGAUUAUGAUACAGCCGCUGUCUGUCUGGAAAGUCUGGCACUUAACGGUGAAGAGGAGCUGUGGAAUCAUCGAGUGCAAGUGUCGUUGGCGAAGCUCAGCAAGCUAGCUUCAAGCGAAAAAGUAUCGCCGACAACUCAUAUGUCUGUCUUACAGGAGGAUAUCAGUCGUCUCGAUGACUAUAACGAGAUUGACGAGGUUCAGGACACUCUUCACACCUACAUCAAAUCCUUUUGUGAGGAUGCGAUCGACCGGAGGGCCGCAGCAGAUCUGGCGCUAGACUAUUUUGGAAGACACCUUGCGGCGGAUCGCCCUGCCCUCCACAAGAUUUUGGAUGAUGCUCUUUUCACGCUGUUCAACAGACGUGUUGUUGGUGCCGAUGGCUUGGUUGAUCUGCUCACAUUGAUGGGUCCUCUCCGCCACCCUGAAGACAGCGACGGUGAUCUUCGCGGGCGGGAGUUCUAUCAGGCCUUUCGGGUAAUUGAUCACAGCCGCUAUGCCCAGCAGGAUCCCUCGUAUCUCUCCGCAUUGCGAAAGUUGAUCUGGAGACGGUGCAUGAUCAAGGACGACUGGGAAGCUCGGGGAAGAGCUGCUGAGGGUUCUAAUGGGACAUCGGACGACGCAGCUCAUGACACUGCUCUGUACCAUACAUUGUCUCUUUGCUUCACAGAACAUGCCAGACCCAGUCUCCGGGCUCUUCUUGUGCCUCUCGCUCCUACAGAGGCGCUGAUGGCUGAUUCUGAACCCGACAUCCUUGUGUCGCGCUUUCGCCCCGAGCAAAGGGGUCGGGUGGUGGCCGACCUGAAGCGGGAAGACGAUCUGCUACGCAAGUAUAUUGAAGCUGGCAAACUCGACUUUUGGUUUCAAAACCUCCUAGCUUCCGCCGAGUCCAAGUCAUCCUCAAGUGUGAUCCCUGCAUGCAGGGAUGUGACGGCUGAAGAUUCCCCCUCUGCUGAGUCUAAGGCGCGAUUGGUGUGGGUUUGA
Molecule: messenger RNA, 3999 nt
Organism: Penicillium canariense
Lineage: Eukaryota; Fungi; Ascomycota; Eurotiomycetes; Eurotiales; Aspergillaceae
Product: putative nuclear pore complex subunit Nup133
Exons: 4
Coding region: 1-3999 (1332 amino acids)
Biological process (GO): protein import into nucleus; transcription-dependent tethering of RNA polymerase II gene DNA at nuclear periphery; poly(A)+ mRNA export from nucleus
Cellular component (GO): nuclear pore outer ring
Molecular function (GO): protein binding; structural constituent of nuclear pore
Source: RefSeq, a predicted model, not a curated record